AUGAAAUUCUUCCUUGCGUUCGCACUCCUAUUCGCUGUGGCUUCGGCCCGUGGACUCCCUGCUGCUGUGGUAGCCAACACAGAUCCUGAGAUCCAGGAGAUCGUGGCCGCCAUCCAGAGCCCCAGCACCGACCCAGCCACUGCCGUCGCCCUCGAAGAGAUGCUACUACAGCUCCUCGGCAUGGACAAACCUGAAACAGUAGAAGUAGGACCCGCCCUCGUCGACCAGUACGAGCCUAUCUCCAUCGGGCCAGCUCUCGUCGACUUCCCCGUUCCUGACGGUGGAGCCGGUUCAGCCAAGCCCUGU
Molecule: messenger RNA, 306 nt
Organism: Iphiclides podalirius (scarce swallowtail)
Lineage: Eukaryota; Metazoa; Arthropoda; Insecta; Lepidoptera; Papilionidae
Source: the annotation of a GenBank genome assembly